This is a messenger RNA of Brachypodium distachyon (stiff brome), 1843 nucleotides long. RefSeq names its product putative clathrin assembly protein At4g40080. Gene Ontology annotation, biological process: vesicle budding from membrane; clathrin coat assembly; clathrin-dependent endocytosis. The record is from RefSeq and is a predicted model, not a curated record. Gene Ontology annotation, molecular function: SNARE binding; 1-phosphatidylinositol binding; clathrin heavy chain binding. Bases 558 to 1583 code for a protein of 341 amino acids. The transcript has a single exon. Gene Ontology annotation, cellular component: clathrin-coated vesicle; clathrin-coated pit. NCBI's taxonomy places the organism in Eukaryota, Viridiplantae, Streptophyta, Magnoliopsida, Poales, Poaceae.
AAAUUGUACUCACUAUCUUUAUAGAAACCACUUGCUUUUCAAGCUUGGAUUCCAUAGAAGAGCAAACCUCUCUAGAAAACCGAAACGAAAGCUCAAAACGAAAACCUCUGUUGGGCAAAACACUACCCCGUUAGUCGAGUCGCAAGUUGCAACAAUAAGCAUUCACGUGCAUUCCGAUGUGCGUGUUGACCUCGUCCGAGAAAGAAAAAUGAAGAACUUGCUGCGACGAGGAGUAGUAGAUUGCAGGGCGAAAAGAAGUGGACUUUUCUAUUUUGCACAUGAUGAACUCCGUACAGAACCUAGUCUCUGCAGUCUGCAUCAUCGAAAGCUGCAGAUUGAUCGAGUCAAACCGAUCUGACGGCCCAGAUACUCCAUCUGUCGCGUCGGAGCGCGCCACGCUACAAGCAAAGGAGGAGUACUGCUGUCAAAAAAAAAAAAAAGCGAAGGAGUAGUAGUACAACUGACAGCUUCCUUCCAAUUUCCGUCCCCCGAUUUCCAACCUCUUCGCCAAGUUCACACCGCCUGAUCCUCGCGAUCGCGAGUCGGGACAGCGCGCCAUGGGCCUCAAGCUCCGGCGGCUCGCGGCGACCUUCCUCUCCCCUGUUGGCACCGCCUCCACAACAGCCUCCGCCUCCGACGCUUACCACGCGGUCCUACGAGCCACGGCGCACCACCCGUCCACGGCCCCGCCGUCGGCGCACCACCUGGACGCGCUCCUCGCCUUCGGCCGGGGCUCGCGCCUCUCCGCCGCGGCCCUCGCGUCCGCGCUCACGGACCGCCUGCACGGCCACGGCGACGCCGCCGUGGCCCUGAAGGCCCUGGUUGCGCUGCGGAUCCUGCUCGCCCGCGGCGCCUUCAUCCUCCGCGACCAGAUCCUCGCGGCCCUCGUCCGGCACCCGGCGUCCGGCCGCAACCCGCUAGCGCUCGCCGCCUUCCCGCUCGGCCGGUCCUUCGCGACCGCCUCCUGGGUCCGGUUCUCCGCGCGCCUCCUCGAGGUCCUCCUCCUCCUGCCGGACCCGUCGACGUCCCGCGGCACCGACGCCGAGUACCUCGCCGCACUCCCCAACCCGUGCCUCGUCUCCGAGCUAGCCAGCUUCGCGUCCGUCGUAGCCGCCGUCCGCCAGGCGCCGCCCCCGUCCUGCGCGCCGCAGAGGGACGCCCUCAUCUGGGAAGCCAUCCGGCUCGCCGAGGAGGACCGCGUCGCGGCGGAGCGCAACUUGGCCGCGCGGGUGCGAGAGAUGGGCGAGCGGCUGGACACGCUCGUCCUUGCCGACGCGAUGGAGCUGGUGUGCGUGCUGAAGCGGGUGGAGGAGACCAGCGCGGCGUCGCCGGCGCCGGAGUGGAAGUGGGCCGGGCUGGACGAGUCCGUCGUGGCCGAGGCGCGGCGGCUCCGCGAGCGCGCGGAGGAGGUGCUGCUGCGGUUGACGGAGCGGGAUCGGCGGUUGGUGCGGAGGGAACCCAAGGCGAGCGCGUCCGCGCGCGUCGUCAUGCCUGUCCGCGCCGGACACGGCUACGGCUACGGCGCGGACGUCCGGUUCGGAUCCUCCCGGUGGGCCGGCACGGUUUCUUCUUCGUGGCGAUAGGACUAUAGAAGGCAAAUAGGCAAUGCAUGUGCUUGUUCAGUUGUUUACAAUUUUCACCUUUAAGUACAGUGAUUGUCCUUGGUUCAGUGCUUGUCUUGCACAAUAGAAAACCAAUUCUGAAAACUCUGAACAUUUUUUUGUUGAAGCAGAACAGUAUGAUUUUGUCUGGUUGAUCGAAAAAUCAUUUGAGGUUGUACUAGUCCAUACAAUAUUUUUGUAUGAAAUUAUGUGCAACUACUUGUUGCUUUCAGGAUUAAAAA